AUGAUCACUCAUGAAGGGAUUGAAGGACUUUCUUGCGUGCCCUUUUCUUUUUUUCUGACGACGAUGUCCCUGUUCUGUGCGUCAGGUCAGAAUGAGGCACCUGAACCGCUGAUGGUGGGAAGGAUCGCUGGAACUUGCAGCUCUUGCCGGGGCUUUGUUAGGAUGUGCAACGAAAGGAGAACCACAAGUCACGUUUUGCAAGCCGGUGACUAUUAUCGAGUUGUAACGUUGCAGGCCCACCAAGGCCCUGAGUUGCCAACCUUUUUCAUGAGAUAUCACGAGGUGCAGGUCGCAAUGGUGGAUGCCGAGCAUGAGUAUGCCUCAGUCUACCGCGACACGAACCAGCUACUUCGGUACUUCAGGCCUUCGCUAAAGUACCUGAUCUUCGAUGACUUUGGCACCGACCCAGGUGUCAUGCGUGCUGUGCGGGAGUUCGUCCAGAGCGGCCGCUUGCGGGUGCUGGGUGGGGUGAAGACCUCAACCACUUCGGGCGUCUAUCGCCAGCGGCUGCUGGAUGGGAAUGAAGAGAUCUUGACCGAGGAAGAAAAACAGGAGAAGGAUUCGAUCAUUAAGGAGCUCACUCGAAAGCUAAGUGGCCCUUUGGCGGAUGAAGAUGGCAACGUCCCCACCGGAGAGGACCGGCCCAUUGCCAUCGAGGUGGAUGGCCCAAGUCACUUCUACGCGAACUCUCAGCAAUACACUGCCUAUACGAAGCUGAAGCAUCGGCUGUUAACGCGGAUGGGCUACAAAGUUCUACAUGUCCCCUACUUCGAAUGGAGACAGUUGAGAUCUGCCAGGGAUCGCGAAGACUACAUGCGAGCCAAGCUGAAGGAAGAGCCCUCAGAGUGGCUCGACCCGGAAGACGAGAAGUACUACAUUUAUGGACCAGAUGAGGGGGCAGCCAUGAUGAGUUUAAGAACCUGUUUCUUUCGUUUCUUUAUGUUUCUUCAUGUUUCUUCUAGUUUCUUGUCCAGGUCGGUAGGGCUUUUCGAAGCGGUUGGCAAAACUUACCUCAGAGUUUGA
This is a messenger RNA of Durusdinium trenchii, 1023 nucleotides long. The record is from the annotation of a GenBank genome assembly. Lineage: Eukaryota; Dinophyceae; Suessiales; Symbiodiniaceae.